AUGUCUCGGUCCAAAGAGUGCUUCAAACUGCUCGUCAUAGACACUGAAAAGAAAGGAUUAAGUAGUCCUGACUACUUAAAUCGAUUCAUCGUGAGUCUUGGCCAUCGGGCGAUGUCGACUCAAUGUGAUUUCAAGGAUCAGAAGCCUCGAGGUGUGACUCCCAAGUCGGAUGCAGACUUUUGUGCUGUGAUGUUCGACCUAUUUCAUUCGGGCCAAAUUGAGGACGGGAUUUUACGAAGCAUCGAUUAUCGAGGCCGCUCCCCGCUUCAUUAUGCCGCCGCUUACGGUGUUUAUGACGUUUGCAAAUUUAUCCUGGAUCGCUUGGUGCGUGCUACUAAUGCUCCUAACGGCAUGUCACCUGUUGAAGAGGCAUUGCUUUGGAAGGAUGUCGAAGGAAAUACACCACUACAGCUUGCUGUGGUCCAUGGCCAUGCAACCAUUACCGAAACUUUCUUGGUUGCGCUUAACAGCAACGGUCGGAUGGGUCAAGGAGAUCAUCUGCUGCAGGAGCUGCUUUUCAUUGCCGUCAAAUAUCAGCACGACGACAUAGUUCGUUUAAUUUUCUCUGCGAGCCCUUUUGUUAAGCCCCAUCCGAGAUCCGGGGAGACUCCCCUUCAUGUUGCGGCUCAAAUUGGUCGGGAGGAUUAUGUGAAACUUAUGCUUGAAAAUAUGACCAGCUUCGAAGCGAGUAUUGAUGUGGCCGAAACAUUGCGAGGUUGGACUCCACUGACUACUGCUUCUGCGCUUGGCCAUGUUGAAAUAGUUGAGCUUCUGCUCCAGGCUGGGGCAAGCCAGGCAGUACUUGACCAUCGUGGCUGGACUGCAAAGGAGCACGCAACUUUCAGGGGCCACUUUUCUAUCGCCAAAUUACUUGAGACGCCUCAAGCGCUAGAUCCCCUUGGGGGCCCUGGUGGCGCAAAAUCGGGGACUGUGGCAGUGAAUGCCUUCCAGUCGGCUCAAGAAGCUUAUGUUAUUAUGAACCUUGGUGCAAUGCAAAGCAAUAAGCAAACAACAACCACUGCUUUGAACUGUCUCUCUUCCGACUUCGAUUCAAUGACACGACAGGAAAGUUUCUCGCUUGUAAUAAGCACGGUAAAUGAGGGCGCCCGUAUUCUGCAAUUGCCUGUGCUGGACGAUGGCAGCAGCCCACUAGUAUUUCCUAUCAAAAACCUCAGCGAUGCACGGAUGGAUUUCAAGCUCUACCAACACACAAAUAUGGCUGGGAGAAUUCGCGACCCCAUUGGCUACGGGACGGCUCUUUUAGAAAACACUCUUUCGUCCUGCAUGCCGAACCGUGAAUUACUGACAAGGACACACAGUGUUUCGAUUUUAUCCAACAAGACCGCAGAAUUUAUGGGCACCUUAUCAUUCACGUAUGUCAUAGCAAACCCUUUCGUCGGUAUCAGCAAUGCUCCCAUGCACCCUUUCCAAAAGGAAUCACGAUCUGUCCAACUUGUGGGCCAUAGAGUCAUGUCUUUCAGCAAAAACACUUGGAUCUUCAUUCGUAGAGACGCUCAAGUCACCAAGGACCUGGUCCCGGUCAUAUACCACGAUUUCUCUCUGAGCGAGUCAGGAACAGAUGUGCCAAUCCACGAUGUUAAUUUGAAACAGGUAGGUUCUUGUUUCACCGCCUUGGCCUCAGUUCGCUCACAACCCCAGUUUCUCUAUGCCGGCAAAUAUGUGCUGCCAGACAAGCCAGCCGAGAACAGUUUCCAGCGAAAAUCUCGGUCACGAUCUUUGACAAGGGAAGACAGUGGAGUUGCUGAAGCCAACGCUCGACUCCAGCACACGGUUGACUUUAUCAGCAAAGGAUUCAAGCCCAACUCUCGGGGGACUUUCAUUCAAAGCCCAUUUGCCACGUUGGAGGACUUGCUGGUUAAGCUGCCAAAGGAUCUCGGGUUUGUUAUCGAGCUCAAGUAUCCUAGGCUUCACGAAGCAGCGGACGCCGGCGUGGCUCCUGUGGCAAUUGAAGUAAAUGCAUUUGUGGAUGCAAUCCUCGACAGGGUCUAUCGUUUUGGCCAAGGCAGAACCAUUGUCUUUGGAUCGUUCACUCCCGAAAUUUGCAUCCUUCUAUCUAGAAAAGCGAGGGAGUAUCCAAUAAUGUUUAUCACCAAUGCUGGCAAACUUCCCAUCUCCGAUAGGGAGAAGCGAGGAGCCAGUCUUCAGGUUGCGGUUCAAUUUGCAAAGCAGUGGGAGUUGACUGGAAUUGUGCUCGCCGCGGAUGCACUCCUGUUAUGCCCUCGGCUAAUCAAAUAUGUGCAAAACUCGGGCCUUUUAUGUGCCUCGUAUGGGUUGGUGAACAAUAUCCCGGAAAAUGCGAAGGUACCACACUUGAACGGAAUGUGGGAAAAAUGGGUAUCAACUAGCUAUAAGGAAAAGAUUGUUUUGACUGGUAACAAGGGGUGA
Messenger RNA from Uncinocarpus reesii 1704, 2406 nucleotides. RefSeq lists its product as uncharacterized. The coding region runs from base 1 to 2406 and encodes 801 amino acids. NCBI's taxonomy places the organism in Eukaryota, Fungi, Ascomycota, Eurotiomycetes, Onygenales, Onygenaceae. The record is from RefSeq and is a predicted model, not a curated record. The transcript is spliced from 6 exons. Gene Ontology annotation, molecular function: protein binding; glycerophosphocholine phosphodiesterase activity. Gene Ontology annotation, biological process: glycerophospholipid catabolic process.